Molecule: messenger RNA, 1207 nt
Organism: Toxorhynchites rutilus septentrionalis
Lineage: Eukaryota; Metazoa; Arthropoda; Insecta; Diptera; Culicidae
Product: 27 kDa hemolymph protein-like
Exons: 7
Coding region: 313-1104 (263 amino acids)
Source: RefSeq, a predicted model, not a curated record
UCCAAACGGCCAAUCUAUAUAAAAACACAUAUGAAACGACAGCGAUCGCUGCAAUUCUUUUCUGAAGGCAGAUUAUCGUCGUUGGCAGUGCGCGAAGACAGCUCGUCAAGAGUAGUGCAGUGUAGACCGUGCAAGUGCCCUCCGUCAGUGAUAUCAGUACAAUAAUAUAGAUACCACGGAUGCUACAGUCUUCACUGGCGUCGACGACGGACGCACUUCCUGCGGGUUUUUUAGGCUUGAAUCUUCCGGAUAAUCGGACCGUAGACGAAACGAUCACCUCAACCGCGGUGAUGCUUCGGAACAUCCAACGCCAUGACUUGUAAACUCCUGCUGCUUGCAUUCGGUGUUAUUGUGGCGCCGUUGCUAAUUCUGGCUGAUGAUACGAACACGAUUGACGUGGAUAGAAUUCGACAGCAUCUACCCAUCAACCUUCAGAAUCUUUCUAUUCCUGAUUUCGAUGAAAUAGAAAAUGCGCUCAAAGAGAAGUGUAUUAAGGCUGGUGGGAAUGAUGAUUCCUACGAACAUGCUAAACAAGGUGCCAAAGAUCUAGCUAACUGCAUCAAGAAUCUAGUAGAUGUGGAUCAAUUCCGUCAGGAAGUUGAGCAGGCAAAACCUACUGGAGAUUUGGACACCGUGUUUAACAAAUAUUGUCGUAAGCGCAACACGCUGUUGGAGUGUGUAAAUACUUUUUCGAAUUCUCUCGACCCAUGUCUGGAUAGUGACGAAGAGCGCCACAAGGGAUAUGGUGUCGACGUGUUCAAGAACUUGCUAAACUUUGUGUGUCACAAGGACGGUGAUCAAAUUGCGCUUUUCAUCGCUGAAAAGGGACCGGAAUGCUUCCAGGAACAGAAAGAUGAUCUUAUCAAAUGUGUGAACGGUACAUUUUCGGGAUAUUUGAAAGAUGUGGAUACAACGGGAAGCACAAUUCCAAAGCUCGUCAUUGGGCCGAAACAAUGCGAAGAUUUUGCCAAGCUACAGGAUUGUUUUGUUCGUGAAUUGGAACAAUGUGAGGAAUCUACUCCAGCCAAUCUUGUCGAGUCGCUUUUCAGAUUCGUUAGAAAAGGCUCGCCGUGUGACCCAAAAGUGAAAAACAGUCGCAGAUAACACGGGAGUUCAACGAAGGGUAUUUUUGAUUACGUAAUUGUUUUAUAAAAAAAUAUAUCAUGAAUGAAUAAAGCUGAUUUUGGUCUAAACGUGAAGAAUAAAA